This is a messenger RNA of Linum tenue, 444 nucleotides long. The record is from the annotation of a GenBank genome assembly. Lineage: Eukaryota; Viridiplantae; Streptophyta; Magnoliopsida; Malpighiales; Linaceae.
AUGCUAUCAUCAUCAGGAACUGGCGGAGUUGGUGAAGAUGGUUGUUGGUACGACAUCCCAAUUGUUCUUCUCUGCGACAUACAGUCUCGUCUAUUUGUAGUCGAUCGUUGUAACUUCGGUCAUGCCUGUAAAACAUGGCGAUCGUCGCUCUCCAGCCCAACUACCUUUUAUAAUGAGCAUCGAUUGGAGAAGGUGCUGGAAAUUCAUCGACUUCCAAUCCUUGUACACAUAGGAAACAACAGUAGCGAGCAAGUCAAUUUCUUGGACCCAAUAACCAACUCUGCCAACACCCUGCCUUUACCACCAGGUUCAAUCGGCACAGGAGCCAUGGUUCGCUGCCCCAACCGAACCACGGGUGGUUGCUUGUAUCCCAAGGCAGUUUUGGUGGGGAAAUCUUCUUCUUCAACCCUUUCACCAAGGAAAGGAUCGGGUUGCCUGACCUAG